Archocentrus centrarchus (flier cichlid) is the source of this 585-nucleotide messenger RNA. RefSeq names its product hemoglobin embryonic subunit alpha-like. Gene Ontology annotation, biological process: oxygen transport; hydrogen peroxide catabolic process. The coding region runs from base 65 to 499 and encodes 144 amino acids. Gene Ontology annotation, molecular function: peroxidase activity; organic acid binding; oxygen carrier activity. NCBI's taxonomy places the organism in Eukaryota, Metazoa, Chordata, Actinopteri, Cichliformes, Cichlidae. The transcript is spliced from 3 exons. Gene Ontology annotation, cellular component: haptoglobin-hemoglobin complex; hemoglobin complex; blood microparticle. The record is from RefSeq and is a predicted model, not a curated record.
CGUGUAUAAAAGCUCCACAGUUUGAGCUGAACGCAGCAACUCCGAACAGACAUCAACAGGCAAGAUGACGACUCUUUCUGCUAAAGACAAGAACAUAGUCAAAGACUUCUGGGCUAAAGUCGCUGGCAGGGAGGAGCAAAUCGGCUGCGAAGCUCUGUCCAGGAUGCUGACAGUGUACCCCCAGACCAAGACUUACUUCUCCCACUGGAAGGAUCUGAGCCCCGGUUCUGACCCGGUGAGGAAGCACGGAGCAACAAUCAUAGCUGCAGUUGCUGAUGCUGUGAGCAAAAUGGACGAUCUGACCGGAGGUCUGCUGAGCCUCAGUGAGCUGCAUGCCUUCACUCUGAGAGUGGACCCUGCAAACUUCAAGGUUCUCUCUCACAACAUCCUUGUGGUCCUGUCCACCAUGUUCCCCGACGACUUCAGCCCUGAGGUCCAUGUGGCCAUGGACAAGUUCCUGGCUGCCGUGGCUCUCGCCCUGUCUGAGAAAUACCGAUAAACUGCACACAGGAGCGGAGGACUGCAUCGUGGGCUCGAAUCCUCACUACCAAUCUGACUUUUAAUAAAUCAUCAAAUGCAAUUAAA